AUGAAAGCUCCGAAGCCACCUGAUCGGCCACUGGUCCCUUAUAUGCGAUAUAGCCGCAAGAUGUGGUCAAAGGUUCGUGCUGAAAAUCCUGAAGCACAACUUUGGGACAUCGGUAAGAUCAUCGGCCAAAUGUGGAGGGAUAUUCCGGAUUCGGACAAAGCUGUCGAAUAUGAGAAAGCUUUCAAGGCCUAUCAAAACUCGCAUGCUUAUCAACAAUAUGUAAACGCCAAGACUCGAGCCAAAGCUAACGAGAAAUCUUCGCGGAGUCGUAUGGAAGUUGGUGGCGUUGUGAUUCAACCUGUUGAUGAAGAAGAUGCUGGUAAUGAACUAUCAUGUCGACGUCUUGCAGCCGUUCGGCGGUUGGUGUGCGAAGAGAGGCCACAGUUGGACGAAGCGAAAUAUGCAGAGUUGUUGGAAGAAAUGAAGGUCAAGUUAGCAGAAGCUUAUAAAGAAUACAAAAAGAAGCAAGAUGAGAUUAAUGCAAGGCUCGCCGCCGAACGCGAAAAGAUCGUAGAAGAGACGCCAGUUUUGGCGGAACUAGUGAUGGGUGAUGAGGAUGACAAGGACACGAUUACUAAGGCACCGGAACCUGAAGAAAAGGAAGACGAGGAAAAGAAGGAAGAAGCGCCACAAGAGGAGAAACCUGUUGAAGAGGAUAAGAAACCCGAAGAGGAGCCGAAGACGGACGCUGAAAAGACUGAAGAGGCUAAGUGA
Molecule: messenger RNA, 714 nt
Organism: Cooperia oncophora
Lineage: Eukaryota; Metazoa; Nematoda; Chromadorea; Rhabditida; Trichostrongylidae
Source: the annotation of a GenBank genome assembly